Messenger RNA from Lachnellula hyalina, 1500 nucleotides. RefSeq names its product Hydroxyacid-oxoacid transhydrogenase, mitochondrial (gene Adhfe1). Gene Ontology annotation, cellular component: mitochondrion. Bases 1 to 1500 code for a protein of 499 amino acids. Gene Ontology annotation, molecular function: metal ion binding; alcohol dehydrogenase (NAD+) activity. The record is from RefSeq and is a predicted model, not a curated record. NCBI's taxonomy places the organism in Eukaryota, Fungi, Ascomycota, Leotiomycetes, Helotiales, Lachnaceae. The transcript is spliced from 4 exons.
AUGGUCUCUGCUGUACGGGUCGCCCCAACGAGGGCAAUGCGCGCCAUGAACCUUCUCCGUACCGUUCAAUACACACAUCCGCCCUCCUGUCCCUGCCACGGAAACCCCACGCAUCCGCACCACCACCAGCCCUCCUCCGGUCUCCUCGCCCACGCAAAACAGAAUCUCCAGCGCAACUAUGCCACCCCAGUCGACACCUCGAGGCAGAAGGAAUAUGCGUUCGAAAUGGCGGCGUCGUCGAUCCGCUUCGGACCGGGGGUUACGAAGGAGGUAGGUAUGGAUUUCAAGAAUAUGGGCGCGAAGCGCGUGUGUGUGGUUACGGAUAGCGUGGUGAGGAAUUUGAAUGCUAUGAAGCAGGUUGAGGAGGGUCUGACGAGAGAGGGGAUUGAGUAUACUGUUUUUGCUGGGUGUAGGGUUGAACCUAAGGAUAGCUCGAUUAAGGAGGCAAUUGCAUUUGCCAAACCGUAUCAACCAGACGCUUUCCUUGCCGUAGGUGGUGGAUCGGUUAUUGAUACGGCGAAACUCAUGAAUCUUUAUACUUGUUAUCCCGAUGCCGACUUUCUGGACUUCGUCAAUGCUCCGUUGGGAAAGGGACUACCUAUUAACAAGCCUCUGAAGCCUCUUAUUGCCGUGCCCACCACAGCUGGCACAGGUUCCGAAACCACGGGUACAGCAAUUUUCGACCUUGUGGCCAAGCGUGCAAAGACCGGUAUUGCACACCGGAAUCUCAAGCCGACACUGGGAAUAUGCGAUCCGUACAACACUAGGACUAUGCCAUCAGCCGUCCAUGCCAGCUCAGGCUUAGACGUACUAUGUCACAGUCUCGAAAGCUGGACUGCAAUUCCGUAUUUCGAACGAGUUCCACGACCUGCGAAUCCAAUACUUAGGCCUGCCUACCAAGGAGCCAACCCUAUAAGUGAUAUUUUCUCCUUGCAAGCUCUGAGAAGCACGGUCAAGUACUUACCCAGAGCCGUAAAGGACCCGGAUGACCAUGAGGCCCAAAGCCAGAUGUUGCUAGCAGCUACUCUUGCAGGCGUCGGGUUUGGAAAUGCUGGUGUGCAUUUAUGUCACGGAAUGUCCUAUCCAAUCUCUGGCCAAAAUCCAGGCUACAAGCACGCAGGCUACCAAGUCGAUACCCCCAUCAUCCCACACGGUGUAUCCGUAGCCGUCUCAGCACCAGCCGUAUUCCGCUUCACAGGCCCCUCGAACCCAGAACGCCAUCUCCAAGCCGCCGAAGCAUUCGGCGUCGACAUAUCCAACGUGAAGAAAGAAAGCGCGGGCGAAGUUCUCGGCGAAGCGCUCGAGCGAUUCCUGGCAGAUUUGGGGGACCAGCCUAGGGGCUUGAAGGAUUUGGGAUUCAAGGCGGAGCAUUUGGAUGAUUUGGUCGAGGGGACAAUUCCGCAGGCUAGGGUGUUGAUGUUGGCGCCUGGGUUGGCGGAGGAGGUGGGCGAGGAAAGACAGCAGCUGAGGCACCUUUUUGAGGAUGCCAUGGUGCAUUAG